AUGGUAAAAGUUGGAUACGAGUCGAGAGCCGUUGACUGCCACCGCUACAUUGACAGUGUCGAACCACGUUUCUUUUCCUAUAUGACCAAUCCUGAGUCCGAUAUGCCAGAACCAAGUAGAAGAAGAAGCUCAAUAGAAGCGAAACGAUAUAUCCCACCAUGGACAACCCCAUACAUUAUUGGUGUCGGUGGUACGUCGGGUUCAGGGAAGACAAGUGUAGCCUCGAAGAUCGUCUCAUCCAUGAAUGUUCCUUGGACCGUAUUAGUUUCUAUGGACAAUUUCUACAAACCAUUAAAUAAGGAACAGAGAGCCCAAGCUUUCAAUAAUUCUUACGAUUUCGAUGAACCAGCUGCUAUUGAUAUGGAUUUGGCUUAUGAAUGCAUAUUGAACUUGAAGGAGGGAAAGAAAACUAAUAUCCCAGUCUACAGUUUUGUACACCACAAUAGAACACCAGGCAAGUCCACGACUAUAUAUGGUGCCAGUGUUGUCGUCCUUGAAGGUAUCUAUGCAUUGCAUGACAAAAGAUUGCUAGAUUUAAUGGAUUUGAAAAUUUAUGUCGAUGCUGAUUUGGAUGUUUGUUUGGCUAGAAGAUUAACAAGAGAUAUCGUUUCAAGAGGUCGUGACUUGCCUGGAUGUAUUGAUCAAUGGGAAAGAUUCGUUAAACCAAAUGCUGUAAAGUACGUGAAGCCAACCAUGCAAAAUGCUGACGCUAUUAUCCCAUCUAUGGGCGAUAAUGGUGUUGCAGUGCAAUUAUUGAUAAACCACAUUGAAUCUAAACUAGAAUUAAAAUCGGAGGAACACAUUAAGGAACUAAUCAAACUAGGAUUUGAACAAAAUUAUGAAUCAAUGAAGAAAAACAAAAUGGUCCACGAAUUAGAGUCUACAAAUCAAGUUAAAUCAAUAAUGACAAUGCUUCUGGAUAAGAGACUAAAUCGGGAUGAUUUCGUCUUUUAUUUUGAUAGAUUGGCAAUGAUCUUAUUAUCAAAAACAAUCGAUAAUCUUGCAAGUCCAAAUAAGAAAAAUAUUGUCACAGCAUCAGGUUACUCAAUGGAAAGAUUAACAGUUUGUGACUUUAAUGAAGUUACUGCUGUCAAUAUCAUUAGGUCAGGUGAUUGUUUCAUGAGCUCAUUAAGAAAGACAAUCCCAAAUAUAAGUAUUGGAAAAUUAUUAAUCCAAUCUGAUUCACAAACAGGUGAACCACAAUUGCAUGCUGAGUUCUUACCAGAUAAUGUCAACGAAUAUAAGAAAGUUCUUUUAAUGGAAGGCCAACUUAUUAGUGGUGCAGCCAUGAUUAUGGCUAUACAAGUUCUAUUAGAUCAUGAUGUGAGAAUAGAAAAUAUUAGCGUUGUCAUGUAUCUUGCCACUGAAACAGGCCUUAAAAGAGUAAUGAAUGCCUUUAACAACAGGGUAAACAUUUACGUUGCAUCUAUAGUUACGAGAGAAGAAUUGAAAAAUCGUAAAAGUAACUGGGCAUUAACAAGGUUUGUUGACGCAAAAUAUUUUGGCUGUGAAUAA
Kazachstania africana CBS 2517 is the source of this 1515-nucleotide messenger RNA. RefSeq names its product uridine kinase URK1 (gene URK1). Gene Ontology annotation, cellular component: cytoplasm. Gene Ontology annotation, molecular function: ATP binding; kinase activity. The record is from RefSeq and is a predicted model, not a curated record. NCBI's taxonomy places the organism in Eukaryota, Fungi, Ascomycota, Saccharomycetes, Saccharomycetales, Saccharomycetaceae. Bases 1 to 1515 code for a protein of 504 amino acids. The transcript has a single exon.